Molecule: messenger RNA, 1977 nt
Organism: Anoplopoma fimbria (sablefish)
Lineage: Eukaryota; Metazoa; Chordata; Actinopteri; Perciformes; Anoplopomatidae
Product: clathrin heavy chain linker domain-containing protein 1-like
Exons: 11
Coding region: 1-1746 (581 amino acids)
Source: RefSeq, a predicted model, not a curated record
AUGUCUGAGCCACUGACGUCUCUCAGCACAGACGCAGUGAGCUCAACACCGGACAUUGUGACCUGUGAGGACGAUGGGAGGUUUUUCUCGUCUCUGCAGGAGUUCAUUGAACAAGAGAAGCGGUGUCUCCGGUGUCCGGAGGACCGACCGGACCGGCUCCGGUACGUCCUCUACCGCCACGUGUUCAGCAAGGUGAUUGGACGAGCAACGACCUAUAAGAGACUUCUGCUGACCAUAAAGUCGGAGUAUGAUGAUGUAAUCCGGGAGCUGCAGAGGAGGGAGGAGGAGGCCAAGAUGGCUCGGUGGACGCUGGGGGCCUUAACGUCACACCCAAAAUCCCUAAUAACCUGCCAGAGACGAGCCGCCCACCUGAGGGAGAGAAUCUGUUUAACUAAAAGGGAAACAGCAGAACUUCAAGAGGAGAUGAAGAGACAGAAAUCAUCUCUUGAGCGGAGCACAUGGAUACCUGGUUUGACGGUAGCUGAAUCCAAGGAUCCAGACGCUCUGGACAAACACCUGAAGCAUCUUGAAUCCCAGAGAGCUGCUCUACUGGACAGGAAGAGUCACUGCGUCUCUCUGGAGGUCCAAGCUGAGCUGGACGCCGAGCUGCAGAACGCCAAGGACCACAGAGACCAGCUGAGCACCCAGAACAACCAACUGAAAGUCCUAUAUAAGCGUCUGAGAUUAGUUUCUGACUGUCUGUCCAGCUGGGCGGAAGAGAAGCAGCAGGUUCCUCUGGAGGAACUCUUGGGUUCCACACUGGAGAACAUCAGACAGACUGGCGUGACAGAGGAUGAAGGCCAAAGCAUCGACACCAAACUGUUCGAGCAUGAAGAGCCGACCGGAGUCGACGAGUCUAAACUCCUGUCAGAUUACCUGAACAGGUUCAUUGAGCUCUUCGAUUCGGCUCAGUACGAGGAAGCUGCUCUCCUCGCUGCUAGAUCUCCUCGAGGAGUCCUGAGGAACCUCGACACCAUGGAGAUGUUUAAAGGUGUGAAGAGGCCCCUGGGCUCUCUCCCCCCUCUCUUCCUCUUCCUCCAGGCCUUACUGGUGACCGCCCCGGCCGGUGAGAAGCUGUCGGCUGCUCUCUCCCUGCAGCUCGUCCACUGUUCCCUGCAGCAAGGAGCCACGCAGCUGAUCACCCACGCUGUCAACAACAACAAACUGACCUUCUCUGAGGAUAUGGGCGACAUCCUGACUGAGCAUGCUCAGAAGAAACCCGGCGUGGCUGACGUGUGUCUGGCGUUGGCCACCACCGUCUACAAGGCCUGCAGGCUGGACAGGAAGACCGCACUGAGCAUGUGCAGGAGAGGCUUCAUCCACAGCGCCGCCGAGUUCAUGAACCACUGCCAGGACCUCACAGCUGAGGACUGUAUGUGGGUUCUGUGUCACUCGCCCAGCCUCUCCCUCCUCCAGCUGAUGACCACGCCUCAGCAGGGCCGAGCGGCCAUCUUGUCGGUGGGCGUGGCCUGUUCCACUCUGCUGGCUGACCCUCAGCAGCAGCAGCUCGCUCUGCAGCUCCUGGACAGCUUUGUCAGCAAAGGACGAGGGGUUUUGGAGGAGGUGAUCUUGCAGGACAGCAGCUCUUCAGUGGACGUUUGGACUGACGUGGCCUCUCUGUGCUCUGAGCUGAACCGGGCUGACCUGAGCCGGGCCGUCCUGUCCAUUCUGCUGGAACAAAGCGGGACCAGAAUCAUGUCCCCGGACCUGGAUGGAGCCCGGCUCAUGGAGCACGUCUUCCUGUGAAAUCUGAACAUGAGAUGUAGAAUAAUCACAGAAAGCAAAACCCUACAAAGUGUAAAACAUCAGCUGUUAAUUAUUCUGUUUGUGGCAGAAAACCUUAAAAACUUGUUUUAAACACUUAAGUUCUGGUAGCUGUUGUGUAAAAGCUCAAAUGGCUCUUUAAGAUUCUGUGUUUUAGACAAAAGAAUUUUCUUUCAUCGUUAAUUUCAGAGUCUCUUACACUCAAUUAUUAAA